Gadus macrocephalus (Pacific cod) is the source of this 1475-nucleotide messenger RNA. RefSeq names its product BRMS1 transcriptional repressor and anoikis regulator (gene brms1). The transcript is spliced from 11 exons. Gene Ontology annotation, molecular function: histone deacetylase binding. Lineage: Eukaryota; Metazoa; Chordata; Actinopteri; Gadiformes; Gadidae. The record is from RefSeq and is a predicted model, not a curated record. Gene Ontology annotation, biological process: negative regulation of transcription by RNA polymerase II. Gene Ontology annotation, cellular component: Sin3-type complex. Bases 332 to 1180 code for a protein of 282 amino acids.
GUGCAGAACGUUUAUUGGCUGAGCGGCGUAGUCGCAGAGUCCGGCAAAGUGUCUCAACUGUAGAAUGAAGUGAAGAGGAAGUCGUUUUUAAUAUGGGAUUAUAGCCAUAUUUUAUAUUUAGCUGUAUAAAGCCACAUCGACGAUAAAUAGUGCGGUAUUUUACGCAGGAAUCGUCUUUCAACACCAACAACACAGCAGGUCGCCGUGAUGCCCAGGCGUAGACGGUGCGUGUUCGGAGGAACUUUAUAACUUCUCCGAUCCAUCCGACAGCACGACCUGCGGUCGGGUCACUCCGCGGGGCUUCUAACACUUGACUUUACUUCCCGCAGUCAUGCCGGCCCAGCCCUCGGCUCUGGAGCCUGAGGACGAGGAGGAGCAAGUGAUGGAGGAGGAGGAGCAGGACAGGAGGAGGAGGUGCAACGGGGAGGCGGAGCACGAGGUGGGCGGAGGAGGAGGAGGGGGAGGAGGAGAGGGGGAGGAGACGAUGGAGGACAGCACCGAGGAGCGGGACAGCGACCUGGAGGAGAGCGACGACGGAGAUGAGGAGGAAGGAGAAGAGGAGGAGGAAGAGGAGGAAGGGGAGAGCUCAGAGAUGGACGACGAGGACUGCGAGCGGAGGAGAGGAGAGUGUCUGGACGAGAUGACAGACCUGGAGAAACAGUUCCACGACCUCAAAGACAAGCUGUUCAGGGAGAGGGUGAGCCAGGUGAAGGAGAGGCUGGAGGAGGUGCUGACCGGGAGGGCGGGGGACUACAGAGAGCGCCUCAGCUCCCUGCAGGGCAGCACGCAGCUCCGCACUCAAGUGGCUGGAGUGUAUCGGGAGCUCUGUCUGCAGGUCAUCAAGCACAAGUAUGAGUGUGAACUGCAGGGAGCGAGACAGCACCUGGAGAGUGAGCGGACACUCCUGUUGGACGCCAUGAAGACAGAACUACUGGACAAGAUCAGGAGGCUGGAGGAGGACAGAGAGAGCACAGAGUGGUGGAGCGACGAUGUGAAGAGUAAAAAGUGCAAGAGGAAGAAUCUCCUGGCUCGGUCGGACAGGAAGAAGAAAGCUGCCCUGGUCUCAGGGCCCUACAUCGUCUACAUGCUGAGGGACAUCGACAUCAUGGAGGACUGGGCGGCCAUCAAGAAGGCCAAAGCAGCUCUUACACCACUAAAGAAGAAAACCGAGAAGCGAUGAUGGCCAUGAGGGACGUUUCAUGGUGACUUCUAAAGGACCAACUGGCAGCUGAACCAAAACCAACAGAACCAUUGAUAUGUAAUAAGAACCAACCCCCUGUCCUUUAGCUAACCAUAUACCAAUCUACUUUGACACUAUCGUAAACAUUGGUGUACUGUACUGCUGUCUGUGGGCUCCAAAGCAGUACACACUAGCAGACAUUUUUUUAAUGAUAUUUAAAAAAAGAAAGACCUGUCCUGUGUAUUUAUAUAACAUUUAUUUUACAGUGAAUUAAAUUGUAAUCGUUUAUGACGCA